GCGUCUUGGAAUGGCGAUGAUCGAUGCUGGCGGGUUUUGAAAUGUUGCGAUUGCGUUGACGUGUUCUUGUGCGCUGCUGGUGGCGUUUUUGAAGUGUUUUCUGCCAAGGAAAAAUCGUGUACUUUCUUUGGAAACGUGUGAUUCAGUUGCGUUUCGUCAAUCGUUGCGGCAGAGUUGACGCGGUCUUGUGGAUAUUGUGGCAGAUGUGCCAUAUCUAGGCCAAGUCGACGCGUCGAUAGACCUCGUUCUCGAAUCCAAGCUUCCAGACACCGCUGCGGCCCCCAACAUCACGGAACCUACCGAGGAAUCGUGUGCAAUUUCGUUGCUCUACGUGUCCCUCUUGCGUGAAGUGGAUGGCCAAGAUCACCGGGCGGGCGCGCCGACGCCAUCGGCAGCACUCAUUCGUUUUUGUGGGCACGAAGAGCAAAUUACGUUCGAUACAACUUAUCCAGAAUUCCAUCACGGACGACGGGGUGUUUUUUACGCGGGCAAGUUUCGCAAUCAAGCGUUGCCAUCCUUGGACACCUCAUGUAGCUCCGCGACGCCAUCCCAGCCGACAGAGCUGAGCGUAUACAUCAAUCAAGUGCUCGCGGCAACGGCUAACAUCGCAUUGCCACCACCUUUGCCAGAGACCACGUCGUCUAAUGACGUUUGCAUUGCCAACCUGACGAAUGAACACAAGGCAACGUGGUUGGAGAAGUCGGGUACUUGCGCCACUCGGCAUCGUCUUCGUUGGGACUUGGCACGGACGGUAUCGUCAACCCGUCGAAGCCAGAUAUCAAGGGGACGUACACACUGCAAAUGGACGUGGCCUCGAUCAAGCGGACGCCGACCAGCAACCCCGUGGAUUCCCCGGUCAAAGUAGAGCUUGUCCAUCCGUUUUACUGAGGGCCUGCGAUGGCGUCGGGGGUCCUUUCACUGGCUGGAACGGCCCAGCAAGACAUCGUCGGCCUCGAUACCAUCCGCUUCCAUCACGUGGCCACGUCCCAACUUCACCUCCCCUUCACCUUCCACGUCGUCGCGCCCGACGUGGCUCGCGUUGGCCAGGCAUUGUUGAGUCUGCAGUACUUGCUACACGCCACAGUCCAGUAUGAGUUCGACACGUGCGGCGACUGCUUUUCCGACUGGACGGUUCAAAAUGGCCAUGCCCACGUGGACGACAGUCAAAUUUGUUUGUAUCGGCCCUUUACGACCUGCGAUGUGUAUGUGCCUGUGAUGGGAGCGACUUCUCAAGUCGCCAUUCUCCACGUCCGCGCGAAAUGGAUCCAUCCAGACCUGCUGUCCGAUGAAGGAUUGCGCGAAGUCGUUGCCGCCGCUCCACAAUCCUCCAUGGAGCACCUUGAACAUGAGGGAGUGUCGGUGGCCCCCAUGAUCUUACCUCGCCCAACGACGAAGAACCAAGUCGACGAUGGCAAUGGGACAUCGGCCACUUCGACGUUGCAACAGCAAACGUGUCUGGCGCCUGGGUCCGCAGUCUCGAACCAACCUCAACAAAACCAGGGUUGUUCAUGCGGCAUCGCGUUGCAGCGGGACGCGUUGGCUGCGGAAAAGAAAGCGUGGGAAUUUGCAAAGAGGAAGCAACAAGCGGCGCUGGAACAAGCCGAAGCGAAGCGGAUGGAAGCACUCGAGGCAGAGUGGGCACUUCGAGAAAAAGAGCGGAUUCAAAUGGUUCGAGAAGCCCAGCAAGAGUACGUGGCGUUGGAAAAGAAGCUGCGGCAGACGCUGCAUGACUUGGACUUGCGUGAGCGAUCGUUGGCCAAGGCGGAAGAGGCGUUUCAGCACAAGCUCGCCCUUCACAAGCAAGAAGUGGAUAGUUUACAACGAAAAUCCAAAAGCGAGACGCAACACGCUCUGUCGCUGGCUGAGCAGCAAAAACAGUCGAGCGAGUUGCAGUGUCGGCAAAUGGAAGAGCGUGCCAUCCGAGCCGAGUCACAGCUGAAACAACUGGAAGCCGACAUUGUGGCACUGCGGGUCGAGCAGCGCAAGAGCCCUGAAAACGUCCUCCGCCAAGACAUUAUUCAGCAUCAAGCGACGAUUGCGGCGCUGGAAAAACAACUCCGAUUGCUCCAAGUCGAAAAGGACCAAGAGAUUCAAGUGCAAAAGGAACUCGCGGUGCAGGUCGACCGCCUCACGCAGCUGCUGCACCAAGAAAAGCGCAAACAGGACGAACAAAAGGCGCAGGACCUGGAGGCGUUGCGACUUAAGUACAUUGCCCGAGAAGAGAGGUUUGUGUUGGACGGCGACCGAGAAGAACUCAGGGCAAUCAAGAAGCAGUUGGAUAUGCUCCGCCUAGUCCAAUUCAGUCAAGACAAGGAGCUGGCGAGGCUGCAGCAGGAAAAGGUUGACCUCCUGGCGACAGGACAGUACACAGAAGACAGCUUUGUCAUCCAAGAGCUCAAUCGACUCAUAGCAGCGAAGAAACCAUAGAGUUUUUACUGGCGUUCUGUCCACGGCGUGCCAAUUCCACCCACGAUUGCCCUCGGCCUUCCUAGUUCGUUUGCUGAACGUGAGAAGAGACUACACAUGCCACGAGCGACUCCAUCCGA
Messenger RNA from Aphanomyces invadans, 2546 nucleotides. RefSeq lists its product as hypothetical. The transcript has 8 exons. The record is from RefSeq and is a predicted model, not a curated record. Gene Ontology annotation, cellular component: centriole; centrosome. Lineage: Eukaryota; Oomycota; Saprolegniomycetes; Saprolegniales; Verrucalvaceae. Gene Ontology annotation, biological process: centrosome cycle; interkinetic nuclear migration; positive regulation of centriole elongation. Bases 898 to 2427 code for a protein of 509 amino acids.